AUGUUCGAAGCCCCUAUCGAGAUUCACGAGAAUCUACAGGCGCGUAUGCAUAUCGCCAUAUCGUUAGCUGACGAAAACGACUCAGACUCAGAGCUGAGUGUCGAACGCACGGACUCAGACGCACAGAGCAGUGACGCACUCUUCAGUAGGAACCCGGAAGGACCGAUCAAUGGGUCAGAAACCCGGUCGAGCACCACUAUCGAAACCAUGGAGGCCGAAGAGAACUUCGCUUAUGCUAGAGGGGUUUGGGAGGCUUCACCGCCGGAGUACGACGGCGACGUCCAUGGUGAGCGAGUACCCCGAGUACUCGGGCUUCGGAUUGACGACCAAGUCCGACAGGAUUGUGCAAUGUCACCCACGACGUUCGGCAACGAUACGCAACUGGCGACUAUCACGGAACUACAGCGCAAGUACGGUGUCCGAGCGGAAGGUCUGUCGCACCCCCUCGAGCCCACGACACUCAUUGGACGAAAGAGUAGCCGAUUAUCGGAGGACGAGAAGAGGGCGCUCGUCGACGAACGUCUCGCCGUAACGUAUAUAAGGAGUACUAUGGACCUCGACUCGUCAGAAACCAUCCAUUUGCGAAUCUUUAGAGCCCCCGUUCAACCUCCACACUACCACAACUAUUCGACCUCUUUGCUCACCAUGUCCGACAACUACGACGCCGCCCCGCGCCCGAUCGUCUUCGGGGAGGGCUUGCCGCUGACAUUCAACUUCGACUUCCCCCUCAACGACCCAGCCGCCGCUGUGCGGUGCGCUACGCCUGAAGUCCCGCCAGGUCUUGCACCUCGCCACGCAGACAUUCCAGGGCUUCUACUCUCGCUCCAGGAUUUCCCCGGUCAGAAUGAGCAGACGAAUGUCGAUGAUGUCGACGCCACGAUGGAGGAGCAUGCCUACUCAAUCAGAGAGGAAGCUCCGCUCGUCAUCACCAUACCCGAGGCUCCAGGAAGCGCGGUAUCUCUCGCAGACGGUAUCCCUCGCGUGAACGCACUCGUCGCCGCUCCUUUGCACCGGGACUACCUUCCUCAGUCGCCUGUGCUUCCGAACGCGCCCCUCACUAUGCGCAACAUAGCGGAUCAGCUCGAACGCUUGCGCAUCGAGGAGGCUCGACUGCAGCUCCCCGACGGGACUCGUCCACCGACGCCGUACGCGAUCGGCUUCCAUAUCAACGAGUUAGCCCAAACGCCGGCGCUGAACUCGUGGCCCGCGUUUCUCCGAGAGGCCCUCGAGCACAAGCUGCCAUGGUAUCAUAACGGCGGCUAUCUCGUCCCUCGCGGCGAGGAUCCGCAGAGUUCCGACAGAAUCAAGGUUCCUAUCCGCGCCGCAUCGCCGCCUGGCUACCCGCAUAUGAUGCAUGACCUAGCUUACGCCGACCCCACUAUCUUCCGAUCUUUGUCCGCACCGCCAACGCCUGACGGCGCUGCCCGCUCUCGUACUUAUACAAUUGAACUCACGUCUACCCGACCACCCGUACACCCUCGCGACUUCAUCACCGUCUCUCACUCUCCCCUACCAUCGCCUCCGCUUCCGCCGGAGGGAGCUCCAGCUAUGCAUCGUGAAGAUACGCCGCCGAAGGUCUACAUCUCCGGCGGUCUCUGGACUUACAUGCUUGAAGAGCUCGACCGACAGGGCCGCCGUUACAUCCCCCUCGAACGCGAAGCCGAAGCCCGGGUUCCAGGCCCGGUGAACAUCGCUAUGUCGUCUUCUCGCACCGGCGCAGGCGAGCAGCUCCCGCCCGUCAAUCGACCGGCAUCAGCCCCGCUCUUUCUACCGUCACCACCCGGCACCUACGACUCGGACAGCGACUGCCAUGAAUCGAUGGUCAUGUCGGACUCAUCUUCCGACUCCGACGAAUCCGCGGAAGGCACACGCUCCGACAUUCAGCAGGAUUUGAUCUAUCUAAAGCGGGUCGGGGACUUCACGGCUCGCUCGGUUCGCCAGGUUCACGUCACCAAUACCAAGAUGUACCAACUCGUGCGGAGCCGACUCGAGGAACUAGACGAGGCCAUGUCGAGGCUCGUCGAGCAGACGGGGUCGCCAGCGCGCACGCGGAUGCGCACACUGCUCGCGACAUCCUCGAGUCGUGGACGCGGGAUGACCUUUAUGACCGUAAGACUCCGCUAUUGA
Messenger RNA from Punctularia strigosozonata HHB-11173 SS5, 2127 nucleotides. RefSeq lists its product as uncharacterized. Lineage: Eukaryota; Fungi; Basidiomycota; Agaricomycetes; Corticiales; Punctulariaceae. The transcript has 4 exons. Bases 1 to 2127 code for a protein of 708 amino acids. The record is from RefSeq and is a predicted model, not a curated record.